CUGUACCCACACGACUCGAGUGAUGAGUGGAUUUAGAAAGCGCUGCUUACUUUUGUAGCCGGAUGAGGCUUCAUCUCGCAAGCCCUUGUGCACUCAUGAUGCACUACUCCAACUGGCUGAUCGGCGUUAAAAACAGGGCAAACAUUCGCAAUGCGUGCAAGACGACGGCGAACGACGACCGGAGCAACCGCAGCCACGAGCCCGGCGACAAGACGGGGGAGCUUGCGGUCACCGCCCACCUCUGGAAAAAGGGCUACAAAAUAAUCAAGAAAAUUGGCGAGGGCUCAUUCUCCGUGGUGGUCAAAACUCAGAGUCUGAAGGACGGCAAGACGUACGCAUGCAAGACUAUGAAGCAGACCAUGAACAGUGUGGAACAGGCCAACAACCUGCGGGAGGUUCAGGCGAUGAGGAGGCUCAGCCCACAUGCGAAUAUCAUCCACCUGCAUGAACUCAUUUUCGACAAGGAAACGGGCACGGUUUCGAUGAUCUGUGAGCUGAUGGAGAUGAAUUUGUACGAGUUUAUUAGAGAGAGACAGACGCCGCCGCCUGAUCACACGGUCCGAUACUACAUGUACCAGUUGUGCAAGUCACUCGACCACAUACACAGCUGCGGUAUCUUCCAUAGAGACGUGAAGCCGGAAAACAUUCUUAUCAAACAAAACGUUCUGAAGCUGGGUGACUUCGGCUCGUGCAGGAGCGUGCACUCCAAGCCGCCACACACAGAGUACAUCUCCACGCGCUGGUACCGGGCCCCCGAGUGCCUCCUGACCGACGGCUACUACAGCCUGACGAUGGACAUCUGGAGCGCCGGCUGUGUCUUCUUUGAGAUUAUGAACUUGAAUCCUCUCUUCCCCGGUGCCAACGGGCUGGACCAGAUCGCCAAGAUCCACGAUGUGCUGGGCACUCCCGAACAAAGCGUCCUGCGCAAAUUCAAGCAGUCUCGAGCGAUGCACUUCAACUUCCCCGCCAAGAAGGGCAGCGGGAUCUCGCGUCUGCUGCCCAACUGCGCCACUCCUGCUGUGUCACUGCUCUACCAGAUGCUGGCUUACGACGCCGACGAACGCAUCACGGCCGCCACGGCCUUGAGGCACACCUACUUUCGGGAGCUACGGGUGGCAGAGAAGAAAUGUGAACGUCUUCCUGGAAUUUGUGGGCUGUUUAAAGGCGUGGAAAAAAACACACCUCGCAUCACCUCAGACCUCCUGUGGCGACCCACGAGACUCAGCAGACAAAUGAGGGGGAGACACACACACACCAUGCCCACCCAUUUAAUUACUCAUAACCCGAAGCACGUAGCCGAGCCCCUGGGCCGACGCAACGCCGGCCAUUACGAGCUUCCCAAACUCAACGUGGCCAACCCGGGGCCGCAGCGCUCCUUCCCGGGCUCCACGCCACGCGCCUUCACCCUCACCCGCCGGGGCACCUUGCCGGCCAUAGUCACUAAAAAGUGCUAGUCACACUUGGCCAAGGCCAACCACGAGUCACAGCCAGCGGGCCUGAACACGUGCUUCACGUCUCCACUGGACAGGAGGCUACUGACGACACACACAAACGCGUAUUAUUCUUAUUAUUAAGCGUAAUAAAGCCGUUUAACCAGUAGCCCAUUAUUAUUAUUAUGUCCAGUAUUGUGAUGCAAUAGAAAUUUUGUUUGUACACAGACAAAUGGUGCAAUUAUGAUUUAUG
Phycodurus eques (leafy seadragon) is the source of this 1683-nucleotide messenger RNA. RefSeq names its product MAPK/MAK/MRK overlapping kinase-like. Gene Ontology annotation, molecular function: protein serine/threonine kinase activity; ATP binding. The transcript is spliced from 13 exons. The record is from RefSeq and is a predicted model, not a curated record. NCBI's taxonomy places the organism in Eukaryota, Metazoa, Chordata, Actinopteri, Syngnathiformes, Syngnathidae. Gene Ontology annotation, biological process: intracellular signal transduction; protein phosphorylation. Gene Ontology annotation, cellular component: cytoplasm; nucleus. Bases 63 to 1454 code for a protein of 463 amino acids.